AGAAUCCCCCUCAACGACGAUGCGCAAGAAAAGGGCCAGCGAAUGAACAAUCGAAAAGCUCUUCAGGAAAAGCAGAUAAAGGAGAUCAAGAGGGCGGCCACCCCGCGCAACAGCCUGAGAAUCGAGGACUUUGAGAAUGCUUCACAAACCCCCUAUCCCGGCACGCCCCGGGGGACAAGAGUGCUGGACGACGAUGACCCCAUCAUGGUUGGAGGUGUUUCCGUGACGCCGAUGAAGCGCGUCCCAAUCCUGGCCAACUUCGAAGAGUGGAUGAAGAUGGCCACCGACAACAAGAUCAAUGCCACCAACUCAUGGAACUUUGCCCUCAUCGACUACUUUCACGACAUGUCCUUGCUCAAGGAGGGCGAUGGCGUCAACUUCCAGAAGGCUAGCUGCACGCUUGAUGGCUGUGUCAAGAUUUACACCAAUCGAAUCGAUAGUGUCGCAACCGAGACCGGCAAGCUGCUGAGUGGUCUAGCAGAUAGCAAUAGUAAAAAGAAGGACCGCGACGCCGAAGACGGCGCCGGCGAAGGCGAAGAGAGCGAGGAAGAGGUUGAUGAGGAUGGCAAUAUUAAGAAAAAGACGAGGAAGAAGGUACAGAGGUCAUCCGAAGCAACACUAGCCCCAUCGUUCGCCUCACUGCAACUCAAGAAAUUUGAGCUUGAAUUCGCCGUCGAUCCCCUUUUCAAGAAAGCCUCGGCCGAUUUCGACGAGGGAGGCGCCAAAGGUCUACUGCUUAAUCACCUAAUGAUUGACUCGCAAGGCCGCAUUGUCUUCGACAGUAGCGAUGAUGCCGGUGAUGCAGAUGAAAAGAAGAAAGAGCGCCAGGAGGACGAGGACGAGGGGGAUAUAACUAUGGACGGCGGCGACGAACACGACGAACGCAGCCAUCUAGAGAAAAAACAGGAUAAGACCCAAGAGGAUGAUGAUACCAACGUGGAGAUUGACGUUGCGGCCCUCGGCCAGCGGUUCUUUCCCGACCUCGGCCUUCUAGAUGAGCUUGAUAUUUGCCCAUCUCUGAAGAGCUUUGAGCUAGGAGACCCCUCCGGCUCCAUGGACAUUCCCUUCCUCAAGGCCCCAGAAGACUGGAGACAAGACCAGGAGCAUAAGAGCUCCGGCGCCCAUGGCGAUAAAUCCGGCAUUUUCAUUGAUGACGAUGCACCAGCCGGGUUUGACGACGAUGACCUGGGCCUUGGCAACUUUGAUACCCUUGGAGAUGUUGCUUUCGGUGAGGGUGGUGAGGCCUGGGCCAAGGAGGCUGCUCUCGAACCUCAAAUGCGUGUAUACGACGCUGGUCUAGAUGGCGGAGAGGGUGGAGAGGGUGGAGAUGGUGAGGGCUUUGAUGAAAACGGCGAGUAUAUCGUAUCCAUGGCCAAACCGGAGAAUGCCGACAAGAUGCAUCAAGAUAUAUUGAGCUUCUUCGACCAAGCGCUACAGAAGAACUGGACCAGUGCCGAGCAUUGGAGGAUUCGCAAGAUCAAAGAUGUCAACAAGCCAGCAGGAGAGACAAAGAAGCGCAAGGAGAAGGAGCCAUUCGAAAUCGACUUUUUGUCGUCUCUCAACCCCAGCCAGUCCGACGUCAUCUACACACAAGCCUCAAGCAACUCGGCUGUCUGCUUGCCCAAAAAGGACUGGAAAUCAAAAUCCCGAAACCUGCUUCCUGACGACAAGCAUUUUAGCUCAAAGGUCUUACUGAAUCUCUUCCUCAAACCCAAGUCUCGCCUAGCUUCUAAGCGGACAGGAUUUGGUGCACGCAGAGGUGGCCAAGGCCACGGCUCUCAGGACAACAACAAUCAGCCAGCAGGAGAGCUUGAUGAGGCCUUUUGGGCACAGCAAAAUGCACCAGAGGAUGCUGCCCUACCAGAAAGCGAUUACGAUGCCAACUUCUUCCAGGACGACGGUCUGCCAUUCCCUGGUGGCGAUGACGCAGAAGACGAUGACCUUGAGUUUUCAGACGCCCGAGAACAUCUAUCGCCAGGAGCUGAGGGAGAUGGGGGCAUGACGGAAGGCGUCGGAAUGACCGCUAUGCUCAACGGGGAGACUAUGAACACGAUGGGCGCCUUCGGCACGACACUCAUAACUCAAACGCGCCGUCUACGUCCUGAAUAUGUUCAGUAUGCCAGGGUUGCAAAGAAGGUCGAUGUACGGCGACUCAAGGAGGAAAUCUGGAAGGGCAUGGGCCUGGAAGAGCUGGAGCCACUGGCAACUCCAAAUGAGCCAAGGCAAUCACCGCCCAGUUCGGAGGAUAAUACUACUCUCAAGUUUACCGAGGUGAUGAACUCUCUGCAAUCGGUAUAUCCAAAGCCCGCCAUGGCCGACAUCUCCACAUCGUUCUGUUUCAUUUGUCUGCUUCAUUUAGCAAACGAAAAGGGCCUUGUGAUUGAAAAUACGGAGGGACUAAAUGAAUUGGACAUUCGAAAGGACUGGACCGCCGAUCUUACAGAA
Molecule: messenger RNA, 2445 nt
Organism: Trichoderma virens Gv29-8
Lineage: Eukaryota; Fungi; Ascomycota; Sordariomycetes; Hypocreales; Hypocreaceae
Exons: 4
Biological process (GO): mitotic chromosome condensation
Cellular component (GO): condensin complex
Molecular function (GO): chromatin binding
Source: RefSeq, a predicted model, not a curated record